Messenger RNA from Myzus persicae (green peach aphid), 2680 nucleotides. RefSeq names its product sterile alpha and TIR motif-containing protein 1-like. NCBI's taxonomy places the organism in Eukaryota, Metazoa, Arthropoda, Insecta, Hemiptera, Aphididae. The record is from RefSeq and is a predicted model, not a curated record. Gene Ontology annotation, molecular function: protein binding; signaling adaptor activity; NAD+ nucleosidase activity. The transcript is spliced from 10 exons. The coding region runs from base 384 to 2528 and encodes 714 amino acids. Gene Ontology annotation, cellular component: dendrite. Gene Ontology annotation, biological process: signal transduction; negative regulation of MyD88-independent toll-like receptor signaling pathway; response to axon injury.
UUACUUGAUUCAUAAUCAUUAGACAAUUUUUAGUUGAUGUAUUUAGUUAGAAAGCUUUUGACAUACAAGGGACUAAAUCAAAUCAUUAGAUUUAUGAAAUAUUUUAUAUUUUUUAAUUCGAUGCUAGGCCAUCUGUAGCCUUAUUUUCCACUUGACCAACAAUUAUCAUGGAUGAAAUACCGCCACCCAAGUUUAUAUUAGGAUGGUUAGUAUUAAAAGAAGUAUCACGGCAUCAGAAAAUGGUGCAAAGCCCUAUUACCAUUCAUUUAUACUUACCACCGUCGAACGUGCAUGCACAAGUAUUCAAGAUUUUCAGACGAUAUUAAGUAUUUAUUAAACAAGCGGGUCUUGUCAUCUCAACCACCUGCAAGAGUUCGAACCAUAUGAUUUUUGGCACUGAAAAGUCCAUACACGACGGGUCAUCAUCUGAAUGUUUGAGAUCAAUAGCCAACGCCAUGAUGGAACGUGUAGAACAUCUCUUGGAUAUUGAAUUCGAUGAUCUGGACUUGUUAAGGGUCGUCGCCUACAAUGCAGUUGAUGUUGAAAACGCAGUGCAAAAGUAUUCUACGUACCUGGAGCACACCGUCACUAGUCUUAUAUUUCACGAUUUUGCACACCUCAGAGCUCCGUACGAAUUAAUCGACAAAAUGUUUGACAUGAUAUGCAAAGCGUGGGCUGUUCCCAACUGCAAACUCGGGUACGAGUUGUGCAAAACGUUACGGGAUUCCGGUGGACUGGAUUUUUUGAUGGACAAUUGCAUGUCCAGAGACAAAACUCUACAGUCCUCCAGUGCCAGGCUAUUGGAACAAUGUCUGACGACAGAAAACCACGAAUAUAUACUGGAAAAGGGGGUGGAGAAGUUAUUGCGUAUAGUGUGCGAAUACAAGAACCAAAUCAGCUCGGUGGAUAAAUUGAAUGACAGCACCGGAUUCCUGAAAAACCUAUUUAAACACAGUGAAAUCAUGUAUAGCGAUGUAAUAAAACUCGGUUGUUUGGAUGUGUUGCUGUACGAGUGUUGGAAUCAGGACUCUGAGACCUUGAAACAUUGCGCCAGCGAUUUAGCGAACUUAUCGCUGUAUGGAAGACCAGAAAGCCAAGAUAAAAUGAUUAAGCGAAAAGUACCCACAUGGUUGUUUGCAUUGGCGUUCAACACAGUCGACAACCUCAAGUAUGACGCUCUCUUGGCAAUAGUUGUUUUGGUCACUAAUAGGAAACUCGUCAAAUCCAAUAUGGCUUCAUAUUCCCGUAUCCAAGUUCAAAAAUGGUUGAAGAGACUCGUCCCGGUUUUGAGUUCCACCCGAGAAGAAGAGCGCAACUUGUCUGCAUUCCAUUUUUUGGAAGCCGAGAACAAGAAGCAAUUACGUUUGACCAGCGUAUUCAGAGUGGUCGACGUGAUUGAAUCACUGAAAAAAGUAAACAGUAGCGAAAACCCUGUAGCGUCCAAAUUAGCAGCCAAAACAUUAAUGUUAAUUGGUGAAGAGGUACCGCACCAUCACUGCAGUCAAGAGGAAGUUCCCCAGUGGUCAGUAAAUAAAGUACAUAAAUGGGUGAAGCAAAUCGAUUUUAGCGAGUUCGCUGAAAAGUUUUUGGAAAAUCUAGUUGAUGGUCAUAUUUUGUUGGACAUUACCGAGGACAACUUGAAAUACGACAUCGGAAUGCAAAAUGGAAUAAUGAGAAAAAGAUUUAUGAGAGAACUAGAUAAUUUGAAAGAAACGACCGACUACAGUAGUAAAGACUCAACCGGUUUGCAGAAGUUCCUAAAGUCAAUCAGCUCAAAGUUCGUCAUAUACACCUAUCCCAUGUUGAGUGCAGGAGUCAACAUGAAUACGAUCAGGAACUUAACGGCAGAUCAGCUAGUAGAUGAUUGCAGAAUCACAAACAUCAUACAUCAGUCUUGUAUAUUAAAGGCAAUUAGAGAAAUGAAUUUGAUUGAAUCGUCUUUGGACAAAAAAAUCACGGAUGUGUUUAUCAGCUACAGACGAUCGAAUGGAUCUGAAUUGGCUAGUUUAAUCAAAGUUAACCUAGAAAUUCGAGGGUAUCGAGUGUUCAUCGAUGUGGUAAAAUUAGAAAACGGACAUUUCGGCAAUAACCUAGUAAAACAUAUAAGACAGGCGAAAAACUUCGUGCUUGUGUUAACCAAAAGUUCGUUGGACCGAUGUGUCGGUGACUACGAAUGUAACGACUGGGUUCACAAGGAAAUCGUGACAGCGAUGCAAAACCAGCUGAACAUUAUUCCUAUUGCAGUGGACGACUUCACUUGGCCAGAAAUGCUUCCAUAUGACAUGCGCGACUUGCAGACUUACGAUGUAGUACACUGGUCGAACGACCAUGAUGAUUCAUGCAUAGAUGCCAUCGUGACAACUAUUCAUGGAGACUCGAAUGCCGUCAAAGGUGAAACCAGCGAUGGUCUUUGUCAGACCUGUCUGCCGCAGUGGGGCACCCAACCACAGUUGUCGUGUAGUUUCAAUUCCCCAAACAUCAAGGGCCAACCCACAUCCGGUGACCGCCUACCGCCGCCUGCUACAUGACUGUCUCUGGGAAAUGGAUAGAAAUGUCCAGCGGCUGAGAAUAUUAAACGAAAUGUGCAUUAGUCAAAAAUAGUAUUAUUAUUACAAAGUACACACACUGUACCGAUUUGUAUUCCAAUAUCUAUAUUCACAAAAUAAAAUUAUCAAAUAUA